AUGAACUCAAAUUCGAGACAAUAUCGCGAAAGGUUGAUCGAUGAAGUCAAAAAAUACCCCGUUUUGUGGGACACGAAACAUGAAAAUCAUAGGGACAUCGACGUGCGAGACCGAUGCUGGUUAGAGAUAUCCGAGCGCAUGGGAGCUAACAGUGAAGUCCUCAAGCGAGAAUGGAAGAUCCUAAGGGACUCUAUGCGUCAGGCCCUGAAGCGGAUGAAAAGGGGUGACACAACAAAAGCUGGUGUUCCUUCCAAGAAGUGGCAGUACCAGAGUAGGAUGGCGUUUGUUCUGCCUCACAUGACCAUGAGGAGGAACCAGAGGCAUGCAAUCCGCGAAGAUAUCAAAAUGGACGAGACCGAGGUUCAAUCAGACCAGGAGCAAGAGAUCUGGGACCCCGGUAACGCCGAUCAAGAUUCGCUGGAUUUAUUCUUCGCCAGCGUAUGUCAAAGUACGAAGCGCUUACCCAAAAAAUACCAAGGUUUGGUCAAGAGACAAGUCCUCGACGUUUUGCUGAAGGUUGAAGAGGAGUGUGAGAGUGAACAUGGGGAGUCCAAGGUUGGAGUCGCAAAGGGCUUUGAGUGACAGAGCUUGGAGGUAUAUGACAGGCCACAUCGGUAGCAGUUGCGUCAGGAUCACGUGCUGAUGAUCGACAUCAGAGACAGUCAAAUCAAAGUGACAUCGAAGAGUGAAUUGUAAAUUUCAGAAGGAAAUACGUUCAAAUUAAGGAUUUUUAAUAAUUUUUACGUAUAGCGAAGUCCCGAGGAAAUACUUCUUCAGUAUAAUUUUGUGAAUUAUAUUAAUUUACAAUGGUUAAUUUAAAUAAAAAAAUCUGAAACCAAUUGUCGCAAAUAAAAUAUAAAGCGUCAUUAACAUCUGAGCGCAAAUGCCAGUGCUGUUAGCUUAUUAAAUUUUUUGGAACCGGAAUCAUAUAGUGAGUUAUCUCAAUCGGUUUAUAAAUCAACUUAACCUUUGUCUACGGCGCGAUAAGCACUAUUAUUGCAUGCGUAAGCUCGGCUGUUCCGACAAAACGGUUGUAAUUUCGAUAAUCUUAUUACAAUUUUCGAUAUAAAAAAAUCUCUGAUUAAAUUCAGUAGUAGCACAAGUAAUAAAAUAGACAUUUUGAAAAACAUGAAAAGAACUCUUAGGUAGAUUUUUUACGUCAAACUUAUUAGCUGACUACCAAAAGAUGGUAAAGAUACCACGUAUAUGUAUUUCCAAUGGAGUCGUUUACUGAUCUUUUUUUCUUUUUCUUUUUAUUGCUUAGAUGGGUGGACGAGCUCACAGCCCACCGGGUGUUAAGUGGUUACUGGAGCCCAUCAACAUCUACAAUGCA
Messenger RNA from Bombyx mandarina (wild silkworm), 1333 nucleotides. RefSeq lists its product as uncharacterized. Gene Ontology annotation, molecular function: DNA binding. Gene Ontology annotation, biological process: regulation of transcription by RNA polymerase II. Gene Ontology annotation, cellular component: transcription regulator complex; nucleus. NCBI's taxonomy places the organism in Eukaryota, Metazoa, Arthropoda, Insecta, Lepidoptera, Bombycidae. The record is from RefSeq and is a predicted model, not a curated record.